AUGGCGUACGCUAUCACACUGUCGCCGAUUGAGCCAGGCAGUCUUCAGGUGUAUUCGAACAUCAAGCCGACAUUGAACCCUGGCAAUUAUGAAAUCAACAUCAAGCAGGACUUCGGGAGCAAGAAGUUGCACUCAUCCAGGGCUUUCGAGGUCGUCGGCCCAGCGCAGUCACUUGGGCCUUCAGAUAUCCACAGCUACUACCCACUCGCUGGCACCUCUGAGCAUGCGAAUAUCUUGCCACACAUUUCUUUUCGAAACCCCUUUCUUCCAUGGGCAAGGCCAUCGUUCGCCGCGGAUCCCAGUCCGCAACGAAGAACACCCUGGCUGGGACUUGUCAGCUUCGAAAUGGCGGAGUUGCAAUUGCAACCAAGCCACAUACAGAGUCUUGCACGUGUGGCCACUUCUCGCACGGCCAGAAUCGGCACGAAUAGUGCGAAGCCAAAGGCAGACCCAUUGGCAUUGUCUUCAACUGGAGCUUUGAGUCUCACUUUCGCCGAGCUUAUGGACCUUAAAGCCUCCGGAGGGAUGCAAGUGGCACUAAAAGGUGCAGCCAUGGACGAGAACGAAAGCGAUGCAUUAUUACGAACGAUCCUUCUGACAAGAGAAGUUGCUGUGACCCUGUUUGGAGAUCACGAUGGUGCGGCAACAUCCUGGAGCAGUCCUGCUGAGGGGAAACCACCGAAUGUUGAGCGUUAUGCACAUCUUGCCCACCUUAGACAUGUCAACACCACAGGGUCGAGAGACGCCGCUUCGUCAGACGUAGUCCAGGRGACCGUGAGCACCCUAGUCUGCCACCGUACGGGAUCAACCAAGCUGGAUGCUCCUCGCAAGAUGGUGGUCCAUGUUAUCUCACUAGAUGCUCUGGAUGAGCUUCAUUUAAAUUCGGGUCCAGAUGCGUUUACUCUAAUCAGCCUCCAUAGCUGGACAUAUUGGUGUGUUCCAGAAUCCCAUGCUCGCUUCCAAGACACCAUGAAGGAAUUAGCCAAGAACAUACUGCCACUCACCUACAGCCCAAAGCAAAUCCUAGAAGUGCUUGGGACCCCUGGCGGCGGGGAUAGGGAUUGGCUUGAUGCGCGAAUCAAAAGUGGCUACACUAUUAUCCGAUCUAUAGUGCAGACUGGAGAAUCUACAAUGGGGAUUGUACGAGGCUGCUUUUCUCCGUACAGGCCCACAAAUCGUAGUCGGGGGCCAAGCAAUGACGGGUAUAGUCUGCAAAUCCUCGAUCGAGAGGCCGGUAUCAUGGACUUGACAUAUAGCAUGGCUUGGAAUCUCGGUCGUACCUUGGCUUUGGCAGAUCAGGCGUUGGCCCAGGYACUGGUGCGCAUCCGCGCAGAGAUGCACAAGUCGGCCCUUACUCAGGCGAAAAAAGAAGUCGAUACUGCGUUCAUGUCCAAGGCAGAUCUUGUGCAUCAAAUGAACAAAGUGGCAUCAGAGAUAUCCGAAGCUGUCAAGACAAUGAAGGACAUGGCCCUUAAUGGUCGCUGGAGAUCUGCGAGUGGGCUCGUAGCCAUGUCUCUUCGUCAGGAAGUGUCUUGGUUCAGCGAAAUUAUGCGCUCGAAAUUUGACCAGAACCUAAAGAGCUUUGCGGGACAGCUGCGAGAUCAUCAUCAGGCUGAUAUGCACACCAUUUCCCAAUGGGUUCUGAGCACACUCAGACUUCAGGAUAUCCCUCCAUAUUAUCUUAUCCCUGACCUGCGUAUGCUUCCGCACGAGUCUGUUCGGACCUUUUACAUUGAUGAUACCUGGACCGACGCUGUUCUUGAUGGGGCCCUCAGCGUAGGCAAUCAUUAUGAUGAUGACGAUAUCGCUCGAACAGUCAUCAAAAAGGAGCUCAACAUCAUGCUUGCCUCGGAGAAGCGGAUAGCGCGAUGGGGCAUGCUCAUUCGUAGCGAACAGAUGAGCGAGAAUCAGGAGCUGAUUGUGUCGAUUCGCGGUGCAAAGGAGACCUUCCUCUCUAGUACGAAGCUUGGGAAUGAAAUGCGGCUGAUUUUGUGCUCCAAGUAUGUUGAGGAUCCUGACUUCAGCUCGGGAAGCGACAAGGCGAUUGUUUUGUCCCAACCUCCGCAUCAACAACGAUUCUCCUUGGCCACUUUGACAGAUGCGAAGGUAGAGUCCGCAAUUUUUGGUCUCGAGUCUUCGGAGGCGAAUUUGCAGGAAAAGUACAAACAUUGGCCUGCAACCUGGAACAACACCGAUGGCACUCGUAGUGGUAGCUGUGCCGGAAAGACUGACUUGCCACCCAUUUACAACUGGAAGACCCGUAGCCUGAUACCAGACCACUUAUCUAAAGCCUGCUCAACGGUACUGCAUUCACAGAUGCCCGGGUCCGACUUGCUGAAUGCUGAGUCUGACGGACAAAUCGGUUCCGCAGCGUUGGCAUUGCAGCUCAAUGACAAUGUUUUUGAUCUGGUAAUCAGCGCAACUUCUUGUGUAAACUCCGCGCCUAACCAAGCCGCCACGCCAACAAGAUCAAUUCCCAUACCAGCAGAACGAAACAGAGACCACAAUGGUGGCUCUGUACUACCCAAGCCAGAACCGGUGGCAGCGCCGGUUGUGCAUCGAGUACCUACAGAUCCAAAGCCCGUAGUUGCAAGAGCUGGGCCGCUUGGAGCUGCAGCACAGACGAUCAUCAUGAAAGACGCCAUYAACGCAUCUGGUAUCGUCAAUGCUUCUGUCUGGCCGGUUCUCACACCUCACAAGGCAAUCCCGUCAUCGCACCCCUCCGCCCUGGACCUUGUGUUUGCACUGCCACUGAAUGGGGGCAACAAAUUCACGUCGGCCUUCCAGAUGGUUCUGACGAUCCCAACCGGUCCCGGAGAGACUGAUCUCUUCAUGCAAGCGUCAGAUGCCCCUCGUGUGAGGCUCCUGUCGAAAUCCGUGAGCUGGAAGGCCAGCGUAGUCGUGCCCGAUCUGCAGAAACGAGAUUCCCUACGCCUCGUAAUAUCCACCCAUGACUCGCCGUCUGAGGCAUCAGGAGUAGUGCGCGAGCUCGACGACCACCCAAGCUUUGUGCUCAGUCCUGUCGCGAACAUUACAGGCCGCGGUAUUGUGACCAUUGCGUGUUCGUACGAUGCACGAAUGCUUGGAAACAACCCUUGGGAAUACUACGGAGGUCACGAUACUUUCACCGUCGUCAAGGAAGCUGUUGCCCAGGGUGAGGCGUGGCCUUGA
Messenger RNA from Ramularia collo-cygni, 3171 nucleotides. RefSeq lists its product as uncharacterized. The transcript has 2 exons. Bases 1 to 3171 code for a protein of 1056 amino acids. NCBI's taxonomy places the organism in Eukaryota, Fungi, Ascomycota, Dothideomycetes, Mycosphaerellales, Mycosphaerellaceae. The record is from RefSeq and is a predicted model, not a curated record.